AUGUUUUCGAUGAAAGAGAAGGGAAAUUUCAAUUUGAGAGGGGAGCCAACACCCCUGUCGUUGGAUGGGCUACCUCGGGAACGGUGUGCCAGGCGGGUAAGUUUCAAACCCUUCACCAUCGAGCGCUGUUAUCGAGGGAGAAACCUCGCCUCCCACCCCCGAGUAGUGACAUCUCCAUUUCAAUCCCUCACUCUCCCUACCACCCGCCCGCAAUCCCACCGAAAAUGCCCGGACCAGAAAAUCCCAAACCCGCCACAGCUGCUGCUGCUACCGGAGCAGAUGCAUGUCCGGUACCUGACUCUGCCCGCUCAACAUGGCUGUGUCGACCGGGAGGUCUCCACGAUCCCGAGAGCGAACAUGGAGGGGUCGAAUUCGGAGCAUGAUCAACGGUACCGAGAUCCCAGGAGUGGGAAUUGGAUCUAUCCCUCGGAGGAGAUGUUCUUCAACGCUAUGAAGCGUAAGGACUGGGAUCCGAAGGCCGAGGAUAUGCGCACAAUUGUGCCGAUACAUAAUGCUGUUAAUGAGAGGGCGUGGAAGGAGAUUAAGGAAUGGGAGGCCGGUAGAGGUUCUGAGAAAUGUGGUGGCCCAAAGCUUGUUUCUUUCUCUGGGGACUCGCAGAAACUCACGCCGAAAGCCCGGUUCAUGGUCCUAUUAGGCUACCAAGCGCCUUUUGACCGCCACGACUGGGCCAUUGACCGCUGCGGGAAGAAGAUCGACUAUGUCAUUGAUUUCUACAGCGGGAAGCCUGACCCGAAACGGCCAGAAGCCUUGAGCUUUUACCUAGACGUUCGUCCGAAGCUAUCACCAGAAGGUGCAUGGAUGAGGAUACAACGGUGGACAGGGUCAUUCUUUUGAGGUGGUACUUGUGUCAUAAGAUAUAUAUCUUGUAUUAUAGUGGGAAUCUGUUCGAGCACGGUGCAUACUCCGCUUCCGGUCAUGGUGUGUCACUCGUUCCUUACAAUUUCGUGGUGUUGCUGGUCCGUUCGAGAUGGCACGCCGCAUGGUCUAUCAUACUCGUAAUUUCCGUUGGCCACCGGAGGUCAGACAAUACACAAUACACGCAAUAUUCUCCUUAUUAUUGUUGA
Tuber melanosporum (Perigord truffle) is the source of this 1085-nucleotide messenger RNA. RefSeq lists its product as uncharacterized. Gene Ontology annotation, molecular function: holocytochrome-c synthase activity. NCBI's taxonomy places the organism in Eukaryota, Fungi, Ascomycota, Pezizomycetes, Pezizales, Tuberaceae. The record is from RefSeq and is a predicted model, not a curated record. Bases 1 to 855 code for a protein of 284 amino acids. Gene Ontology annotation, biological process: cytochrome c-heme linkage. Gene Ontology annotation, cellular component: mitochondrion. The transcript has 4 exons.